GCGUCGGCCGCAUGACGUCAGCGAAAGUAUAAAUAUCCCGACAUGAAAUUUUUAGCCGCAAAGACGAAGUUAGUUUAGAAAGCUGCAUAACAAGCUUGUCUGAACCUCUUGUCCCCAACUUUUUUACAUUUUUUGUGGUGUUUUUCCGAACAAAUCAAGCAAAAUGCGUGAAUGUAUCUCAGUCCAUGUUGGCCAAGCCGGAGUCCAAAUUGGUAACGCCUGUUGGGAACUCUACUGCCUUGAGCAUGGAAUCCAACCUGAUGGACAAAUGCCAUCUGACAAAACUGUUGGAGGUGGAGAUGACUCUUUCAACACCUUCUUUAGUGAGACUGGUGCUGGCAAACAUGUGCCCAGGGCAGUGUUUGUUGACUUAGAGCCCACUGUGGUUGAUGAGGUCAGGACCGGAACUUACAGACAGUUGUUCCACCCUGAACAACUAAUCACAGGAAAGGAAGACGCCGCCAACAACUACGCGCGUGGUCAUUACACUAUUGGAAAGGAAAUUGUUGACUUGGUUUUGGACAGGGUCAGGAAACUGGCCGAUCAAUGUACUGGACUGCAAGGAUUCUUGAUCUUCCACUCUUUCGGUGGUGGCACUGGAUCUGGUUUCACUUCAUUGUUGAUGGAGCGUCUAUCAGUUGACUAUGGCAAAAAAUCCAAACUUGAAUUUGCUAUUUACCCAGCCCCACAAGUAUCCACUGCAGUAGUUGAACCCUACAACUCCAUUUUGACCACCCACACCACCUUGGAACACUCUGACUGUGCCUUCAUGGUAGACAAUGAGGCUAUCUAUGAUAUCUGCAGACGUAACUUGGACAUCGAGAGGCCCACUUACACUAACUUGAACAGGCUUAUUGGCCAAAUUGUAUCUUCUAUUACUGCCUCUUUGAGGUUCGAUGGUGCCCUCAAUGUUGACCUGACAGAAUUCCAAACUAACUUGGUACCAUACCCCCGUAUCCAUUUCCCUCUGGUAACUUAUGCCCCAGUAAUCUCUGCUGAGAAGGCUUACCAUGAACAACUAUCUGUUGCUGAAAUUACCAAUGCUUGCUUUGAACCAGCCAACCAGAUGGUGAAAUGUGACCCAAGACAUGGAAAGUACAUGGCUUGCUGUAUGUUGUACAGAGGUGAUGUUGUACCCAAGGAUGUCAAUGCUGCCAUCGCUACGAUUAAGACUAAGCGUACCAUCCAAUUCGUUGACUGGUGUCCAACUGGUUUCAAGGUUGGUAUCAACUACCAACCACCGACCGUUGUACCCGGAGGUGAUUUGGCGAAAGUGCAACGUGCCGUAUGCAUGUUGUCCAACACCACCGCCAUUGCGGAAGCUUGGGCCAGGUUGGACCACAAGUUCGAUCUGAUGUACGCCAAGCGCGCUUUCGUCCACUGGUACGUAGGUGAGGGUAUGGAGGAAGGAGAGUUCUCCGAAGCCCGUGAAGAUCUGGCUGCUCUGGAGAAGGAUUAUGAAGAGGUUGGCAUGGACUCUGGAGAAGGUGAAGGAGAAGGUGCCGAGGAAUUCUAAAUGAACAUUAGAAUCUGCUUUUUUUGACUGAAAAAGGAAACUUCAAGAUCUUUUCUUAAAUGAUUUUUUUUCACUGAAUAUAAUUUUUUUUACCUUCAA
Molecule: messenger RNA, 1615 nt
Organism: Anthonomus grandis grandis
Lineage: Eukaryota; Metazoa; Arthropoda; Insecta; Coleoptera; Curculionidae
Product: tubulin alpha-1 chain
Exons: 3
Coding region: 164-1516 (450 amino acids)
Biological process (GO): microtubule cytoskeleton organization; mitotic cell cycle
Cellular component (GO): cytoplasm; microtubule
Molecular function (GO): structural constituent of cytoskeleton; GTP binding
Source: RefSeq, a predicted model, not a curated record